This is a messenger RNA of Aspergillus versicolor CBS 583.65, 571 nucleotides long. RefSeq lists its product as uncharacterized. The transcript is spliced from 2 exons. NCBI's taxonomy places the organism in Eukaryota, Fungi, Ascomycota, Eurotiomycetes, Eurotiales, Aspergillaceae. The record is from RefSeq and is a predicted model, not a curated record. The coding region runs from base 63 to 464 and encodes 133 amino acids.
CUCGCAUAACAUCGUUACCGUCAUCAUAAAUCAACUGAUAUACUGCAUACAGACACUACAAAAUGUCUCAUACACAAGGCCACGGCGCAACCCCCACGGGCAACCAGCCAACAACAUCCACCCGCGGCGGCGCAAGCGCCUUUCCCACCCCAGCCAACAACGCCGGCGGAGGAAGCGGCUGGGGCGAUAGCGGGUUUAUAAAGGGCGGAAUGGAUUCUGGCAAUCAGCUCUCUAGCUCCCCCAGCGAAUCCAAUCCCGUAAAGGUUUCUAGCACCUCGGGUGGAAUGUCUUCAAUUUCAGAGCAAAAGGCCACUGGCGAAGCGAGCUAUCGGCAUGAUCUUGAGGAGGCGGGUGGGGUGCCCGGCGCUGGGUCGAAUGCCGGUGCGGGUUUCGCAUAUCAUAAACCUGGUGGAUCGGAUACAUUGCCUGGGUGGGAGACGGCAAAGGGGGCUUUUAAGAGGUAGGUCUUUGUUUUUAUGCUGUCUUCUAUUUGGGAGCUAUGCUGAUUUAGCUGGGAUAGUGUUAUGGGGAAUGAGUAGAGGUUCCUUGCCGCGGGUGACAAAAUGAUUGU